AAAAAUUGAAUGCGCAUGCGUAAAUUUUCCUUUCCGUCAUACAAAAGUACUUUGUGUUUCCGUCAAAUGGUGUUUGGCGCGCUGAUAAGCACAAGUUGUUGAUCACAAUGAAAUUAUUCCUUUUAGUCGUCGACCAGAUACCAGACAUUCCUCACGUUCGGAAUUAUCUCUGUUGCGUAUUAACUGGUAGCGAAAAUGUCUAAGGAAGAAUUGUGUAAGCAAAGGAAAAUGGCUCGACAAAACGGAAUUGUGCAACCCCUCCUGACAGAUUUGUACCAGAUAACAAUGGCCUAUGCUUACUGGAAAUCUGGAAAAACAAAUGAUGUGGCUGUUUUUGAUUUGUUUUUCCGCGCAAACCCAUUCCACGGUGAAUUCACCAUAUUUGCCGGUCUUGAGGAGUGCCUUAAAUUUUUGGAGAACUUUCAUUAUUCUGACAGUGAUAUAGAAUAUUUGAUGCAAACCUUACCAGAUAAUAUUGAACCAGAAUUUUUCGCUUAUUUAAAAGACUUAACUUGUAAGGAUAUAAAAUUAAGUGCUUUAGAAGAGGGCUCUGUUGUGUUUCCCAGAGUACCUCUGCUACGAGUAGAAGGUCCAUUGAUAAUUGCUCAGUUGUUAGAAACGACCUUAUUAACCUUGGUUAACUUUGCAAGCUUGAUGGCGACUAAUGCGGCGCGUUAUCGAAUGGUAGCUGGCAAAAACGUCUCGUUACUAGAAUUCGGCUUACGGCGCGCACAGGGACCUGACGGAGGAUUAUCAGCUUCGAGAUACGCCUACAUCGGCGGAUUUGAUGGAACAAGCAAUGUGUUGGCUGGCAAAAUGUUUAAUAUACCAGUGAAAGGGACGCAUGCACAUUCGUUUGUGACGUCAUUCAGUACUCUGGACGAUAUGCAUUCAGUGAUAUUGAGACACGCGGAGACACAGAAACAGUACAACCUUUUAGAAUUGGCACUCGAAUGGCGCAAACGCGUGUCCUCCAUCAUAGACAUCUCGCCGGAGGCGGCGAGCGAAGGCGAACUUGCCGCUUUAAUAUCAUAUGCCCUAGCAUUCCCUUCCGGAUUUUUGGCUCUAGUGGAUACGUACGAUGUCAAGAGGUAUAAUUUUCAAGGCUUACAGUCACGACACAGGCAGCGUAUGAAUGGGCAUUCUGGCUACAAUAGCAACUGUGGAACCAAUGAUCCUAGAAUACAAAACUCACCGAGUAUACAUAGUACAUACGGAUAUAGCACGAUUGAACGCACACUGAGGAGUGGACUUCUAAACUUCUGUGCAGUGGCUCUCGCGCUUAACGACUGUGGUUACCGAGCGGUCGGGAUUAGAAUCGACAGCGGAGACUUGGCUUAUCUCUCUGUAUUGGCCCGAGACACAUUCGAAAAAGUUGCCGAAUCAUUCAAGUUAUCCUGGUUUGCCAAGCUUACUAUCGUGGCAUCGAAUGACAUCAACGAAGACACCAUAUUGAGCUUAAAUGAACAAGGCCAUAAGAUCGAUUGUUUCGGCAUCGGAACACAUUUAGUGACAUGCCAGCGCCAGCCGGCUUUAGGAUGCGUUUAUAAACUGGUAGAAAUUAACGGACAGCCGCGUAUCAAGUUGAGUCAAGAUGUCGGUAAAGUUACCAUACCAGGACAUAAGGAGGCCUACCGAUUGUUUGGCGCAGACGGUCAUGCCCUUAUCGACCUUCUACAAAGGUCCACAGAGCCACCACCAGAGGUUGGUCAGAAGGUCCUCUGUCGGCAUCCCUUUCAAGAGUCCAAACGAGCUUACGUCAUCCCAAGCAAGGUUGAACAUCUUUACAAGAUUUACUGGACGGAAGGUCGUAUUUGUACAAUGCCAAAGCCUUUAUCUGAAGUGCGGGAGAGGGUACAGUCGUCCUUACGAACUCUGCGACAGGACAUCAAGAGGAAUUUAAAUCCAACCCCUUAUAAGGUAGCAGUCAGCGAUGACCUGUACAGCUUCAUACACGAUUUAUGGCUGCAGAAUGCACCCAUCGGAGAGCUCUCGUGAAGAUCAUGAAACAUCGAAUGUAAUGAAAGGUGUGGUCAACUUUAAAGUACAGUCGACAGCAACUUAUAAAUCUUGGCCAUGCCUAUAUGGAGCCAAGUGCACAUUGCGAUUAUUAUUAUGAGGUGUUUAACAAAAUAACCGGUUUCCCAAUCUUCCUAUACAAUUCGAAGUAAUAAUCCAAGUUUGUAUAGCCAAUAGGGAAAAUAUUGCGGGAAUUUUCAAAAAAGUUAUUUGUGUUCAUAAGUAAAAUGAGGCUUUAAAUUAAUUAUUUUACAUUGAAACCACCUGUUUACUAUAAUAUAUUUGCAUCUAAUAUUCUUAAAACCAAUAUAGUGUCGGUCUAAUUUGUGUUGAUUAAGAAUGCGAUGAUAAAUUAUGGCUUAUAUACCUGCGUAAGUAAAGACACCAAGUCUCUCAAAGGAUAAGAAUAUAUUGACAAAAAUAAACUAAAAUACCUCAGUACACCUAGAACGCCUAAAUUAUAGUGUAGCGCUUUUCGCUUAAUAGGCACUUAAGAUAAUUUAUACUACAAUACCUGAUAUAAAUCCUAAAUUAUGGAUUCAUACUAGUCACAAUGAACAAAAAUUGCAAUGUAUAUUUCAGGUAUUGAAAAUAAUAUUUUUGUGUUUUAUUUGCUAUUGUAUUUUUUAAAUAUAUUGUGCACGUACCGAUCCACCUACAUAACGUAUCGUAAGCCCAAAUUCACAACUUUAAGGGGAACCGUUUUAAUAUAUCGAGAGGACUAAAAUGUGAUUAUCGAGGUAUUGCGAUUAAAUUUGAAACAUUCCCAUUACUUUUAACGCGUUAUAAUUCCAUUAUUGAGCGUAAGAAACCUGCAUAAAAAGCAAGAGAUUGACGAAAAAUGUACCUAUAUUUGUGGCUUACGUUAUUGCGUAGGAGGAAUCGCUACGGACGUAACAGCCUUUAAGUCAGAAGCGAAAAUAUUAUUUCAUACUUGUCGACGUUAAUAGUAUGAAUAGUAGAAAUUUCCAGAAAGGUUACAAAUUACAGUAAAAUCUGUAUAAAAUUAUUCAAUAACCAAAGUAUUUAUGGAGUUUUACGAAAAUUAUUGUUUAAAAUAGUGAACUAUACGCUGAUCUGUUAUUUAAAGUGCAUAGCCCACUGGGGAUGUGAUGGCUUAUGUCUGUAUAGUCCCCCAUAGACUAAAAAAAAAUUGAUACAUUUUAAAUACGUUCCAAUUGAAAAACAAGCAAUCGACGAACUUUGUACAAGUGCGUGUAUGUAUUUACAAAAUGUAGAUUUUAAUUAAGAAUACAUAAUUAAUUAGUGCAUUUAGUUAGUUAUUUUUUGUCAUUGCAUAAAGCAAAGUUCGCUUACAUCAUGAUAAGCGACAUUAGUUUCGUGAUAAAUAUUUUUGUGAUAGAUAAAUGAGCGAAUGCUUGAUUUAUUGUAAUUUUAAUAUUGAACGUGGAAUGUAUGUAAAAAAAUUAUAAUUUAG
Molecule: messenger RNA, 3457 nt
Organism: Hyposmocoma kahamanoa
Lineage: Eukaryota; Metazoa; Arthropoda; Insecta; Lepidoptera; Cosmopterigidae
Gene: Naprt
Product: nicotinate phosphoribosyltransferase
Exons: 11
Coding region: 196-1998 (600 amino acids)
Biological process (GO): NAD+ biosynthetic process
Molecular function (GO): nicotinate phosphoribosyltransferase activity
Source: RefSeq, a predicted model, not a curated record